This is a messenger RNA of Cololabis saira (Pacific saury), 8974 nucleotides long. RefSeq names its product inositol 1,4,5-trisphosphate receptor, type 3 (gene itpr3). Gene Ontology annotation, molecular function: inositol 1,4,5 trisphosphate binding; inositol 1,4,5-trisphosphate-gated calcium channel activity. Gene Ontology annotation, cellular component: membrane; endoplasmic reticulum. The transcript has 60 exons. The coding region runs from base 444 to 8498 and encodes 2684 amino acids. Lineage: Eukaryota; Metazoa; Chordata; Actinopteri; Beloniformes; Belonidae. The record is from RefSeq and is a predicted model, not a curated record. Gene Ontology annotation, biological process: calcium ion transmembrane transport.
CGAGCGAGUUCUUCCUCCUCCUUCUCCUCCUCCUCGUGUCUUAUCAGCGCCUUCACUCACUUCCUGGUUCUUAACGCCCCAGACUCGGGUGCAAGCGCGCGCCCCCCGCACGCCCCGCACUGUGGAGCCAGCAGACCCGGGCUGUGUGUGCGCGGACACCUGUGUGUGUGGACGCGCUUGCAGGACCUCAGCACGGACCUCCUCCCGGGACCCAGCGGCUCCUCCUGAAACUGUCCCCGGACUCCGAGGGGGUUUUCCCGGCGAGCUGUCAUGCACAACCCGGCAGUGAGUCCGAGCAGGGCUGAGCCCGGUCGGCCGUGAAGAGUUGCUCCCCUCCGGUCUCUUCUCCGGUCUCCCCUCCGGCUGACACUUGCUCCUCUCCCCCGGGGGUCCGCGGUGCUUCUCUCCGGCUCCACCUGCGGGUUUCCUCUCCCUCCGGCAGAAUGUCCGAGUCUGCGUCCAGCUUCCUGCACAUCGGGGAUAUCUUGUCCCUGUACGCGGAGGGAUCCGUGAAUGGCUUCAUCAGCACCCUGGGGUUGGUCGACGACCGUUGUGUGGUCGAACCGGCUGCCGGAGAUCUGGAGAACCCUCCGAAGAAGUUCAGGGACUGCCUGUUCAAGGUUUGUCCCAUGAGCCGGUACUCGGCUCAGAAACAGUUCUGGAAAGCCAAACAAGCCAAACAUGAGAAGGACAAGAUCUCUGACAUGGUUCUGCUUCAGAAACUACAGCAUGCAUCCAACCUGGAGCAGAAGCAGAACGAGACGGAAAACAAGAAGGUCCACGGAGACGUCGUCAAAUAUGGAACCGUCAUCCAGCUGCUGCACAUGAAGAGCAAUAAAUACCUGACGGUAAACAAACGGCUGCCGGCUCUGCUGGAGAAGAACGCCAUGCGAGUCACGCUGGACGGGACGGGAAACGAAGGCUCCUGGCUCUUCAUCCAGCCGUUCUGGAAGCUCCGAGCCAACGGCGACAAUGUGGUGGUCGGAGAUAAAGUGAUCCUGAACCCGGUGAACGCCGGGCAGCCGCUGCACGCCUCCAACUACGAGCUGACCGACCACCCGGGCUGCAAAGAGGUCAACUCUGUGAACUGCAACACCAGCUGGAAGAUCAACCUGUUCAUGAUGUUCAGCGACCACCGGGAAGAGGUUCUCAAAGGAGGCGACGUCGUGCGUCUGUUCCACGCCGAGCAGGAGAAGUUUCUGACGUGUGACGAGUACAAAAGCAAAGUCCACGUCUUCCUGCGAACGACUCUGAGGCAGUCGGCAACGUCGGCGACCAGCUCCAACGCUCUGUGGGAGGUCGAGGUCGUCCAUCAUGACCCGUGCCGUGGGGGGGCGGGCCACUGGAACAGCCUCUACCGCUUCAAACACCUGGCCACUGGAAACUACCUGGCUGCCGAGGAGAACCCUGGGUAUAAAGGAGACAACCCGGAGCUGUCGUCGUCGAUGGAUGGUAACCGUAACAACAAACGCUCCCACGGCGAGAGGAUCAAGUACAAGCUGGUGAUGGUGCCUCAUGGGAACGACAUCGCCUCGCUGUUCGAGCUCGACCCCACCACGCUGCAGAAAACCGACUCUUUUGUGCCACGGAACUCGUACGUGCGGCUGAGGCACCUGUGCACCAACACGUGGAUCCAGAGCACCAACGUCCCCAUCGACAUCGACGAGGAGCGGCCCAUCAGGCUCAUGCUGGGAACGUGUCCCACAAAAGAAGACAAGGAGGCCUUCGCCAUCGUCUCCGUUCCUGUGAUGGAGAUCAGAGACCUGGACUUCGCCAACGACGCCAGCGCCAUGCUGAGCACCGUGGUGGAUCAGUUCAGCCGCGGCUUCAUCAGCCAGAACGACCGCAGGUUUGCCCUCAAGCUGCUGGAGGACGUGGUCUUCUUCGUGGCCGACGUCAUAAACAGCGAGCAGCCGGUCCUGGACGUGGUCAUGAGCAAACCCAACCGCGAGAGGCAGAAGCUGAUGAGGGAGCAGAACAUCCUGAAACAGAUCUUCGGCAUCUUGAAGACUCCCUUCAAGGAGCGGGGGGGAGGCGAGGGGCCGCUGCUGCAGCUGGAGGAGCUGGCCGACCAGAAGAACGCUCCGUACCAGUACAUGUUCCGGCUCUGCUACCGAGUCCUGCGGCACUCGCAGGAGGACUACCGCAAGAACCAGGAACACAUUGCGAAGCAGUUUGGCGUCAUGCAGAGUCAGAUCGGUUACGACAUUCUGGCCGAGGACACCAUCACCGCCCUGCUGCACAACAACCGCAAGCUGCUGGAGAAACACAUCACCAAGACCGAGGUGGAGACCUUCGUCAGCCUGGUCCGCAAGAACCGGGAGCCCAGGUUUCUGGACUACCUGUCGGAUCUCUGUGUGUCGAACAACGUGGCCAUCCCCGUCACCCAGGAGCUGAUCUGUAAAUGCGUGCUGGAUCCCAAAAACCAGGACAUCCUCAUCAAGACGGACCGUCGCAUGCCGAAAGAUGCCCCGUCUGGUGGUGUUCAGGGAGAGUACAUGGGGAUGGACGACUACGGAGACGAGGAUGAGGUGUGGCUGAUGUGGAUGGACAAGACCAACGAGAGACAGGAGAAGAGCAUCAGGCAGCUGGCUCAGGAGGCACGUCAAGGAAACGCUCACGACGAGAACGUCCUCACCUACUACAGGUACCAGCUGAAGCUCUUCGCCCGCAUGUGUCUGGACCGCCAGUACCUGGCCAUAGACGAGAUAUCCAAGCAGCUGGACGUGGAGCUCAUCUUCCUCUGCAUGAUGGACGAGACGCUGCCCUUCGACCUGCGCGCGUCCUUCUGCCGCCUCAUGCUCCACGCCCACGUAGACCGGGACCCUCAGGAGCUGGUGACCCCCGUCAAAUUUGCCCGCCUCUGGACGGAGAUCCCCACCUCCAUCACCAUCAAAGAUUAUGACUCCAACAUGGAUGACAGCCGAGACAAUAAGAAGAACCGCUUCGCCAACACGAUGGUGUUCAUGGAGGAGUACCUCAACAACGUCCUGAACGAUGAAAUGCCGUUCCACGACGAGGAGAAAAACAAGCUCACAUAUGAGGUGGUGAGUUUGGCCAGACACCUGAUCUACUUUGGUUUCUACAGUUUCUUUGAGCUGCUCAGGCUCACCAGGACUCUGCUGGGCAUCAUCGAUUGUAGACCGGGUCUUGGACAUGCUGGCCCCAUAUUCCACGAUGAGGGAGCAGGGAAGAAUGUGAAGCGCUCCAUACACGGGAUGGGUCAGAUGGUUUCCACCAUGGUCCUCAGCAGGAAACCUUCCUUGUUUGGAGGCUCGGGCGCCAGGGGCUCAGGUCUGGGGGGCGGGCUUGGGCUCGAUGGACAGAAAGGCAGCAAAGACAGUAUUGAUAAUUUGAACCUGACAGUGAUGGAUACCAAGCUGAAGAUACUGGAGAUAUUACAGUUCAUCCUGAACGUCCGUCUGGACUACCGCAUUUCCUUCCUGCUGUCCGUCUUCAAGAAGGAGUUUGUGGAUGUUUAUCCCAUGGCUGACGCGGACGCCACCACUAAUACGGAGCAAGCAGCCUCCAUCAACCUGCAGCGCAUCGGCGACCAGGCGGAGGCCAUGUUCGGAGUGGGGAAGGGGAACAGCAUCCUGGAGGUGGACGAUGAAGGCGGCCGGAUGUUCCUGCGGGUGCUGGUCCACCUCACCAUGCACGAGUACGCUCCUCUGGUGUCCGGAGCGCUGCAGCUGCUCUUCAGGCACUUCAGCCAGAGACAGGAAGUGCUGCACACCUUCAAACAGGUGCAGCUGCUGAUCUCAGCUCAGGAUGUGGAGAACUACAAGCUGAUCAAGGCCGACCUGGAUCGCCUCCGGACGCUGGUUGAGAAGUCUGAGCUGUGGGUGGAGAAGAAGAGCUCGGGUGGAGGAGAUGGGAAGAAGGACAAGAAAGAAAAGAAGGAGAAAGGAGAGGGGGCAUCACAGGAAGCAACGCCCAAAAAAGAGAAGCCGGAGAAGAGUAACGAGAACUACCAGAAUGUCAAAGAGAUCCUGGAGCGGCUGAAUAAGAUGUGCAGCAUCGGAGUCUGGAAGAAGCAGCAGAGGUUGCUGAAGAACAUGGGAGCUCAUAAAGUCAUGCUGGACCUGCUGCAGGUGUCCUACGACAAGAAUGACGUGAAGAUGCAGGAGAUCAUCAAGUACACUCACCUGUUCCUGCAGAGGUUCUGUAUGGGGAACCAGGAGAACCAGGCUCUGCUGCACAAGAACCUCAACCUGUUCCUCAACCCUGGGCUGCUGGAAGCAGAGACGGUGCAGCACAUCUUCAGUAACAACUACCAGCUGUGCAGCGAGAUCUCCGAGAGCGUCCUGCAGCACUUCAUCCACUGCCUGGCCACGCACGGCCGCCACGUCCAGUACCUCAACUUCCUGCACACCAUCAUCAAGGCCGAGGGCAAGUACGUGAAGAAGUGCCAGGACAUGAUCAUGACCGAGCUGACGAACGCCGGUGAGGACGUGGUCGUCUUCUACAACGACAAAGCCUCCUUUAACGUCAUGUUGGAGCUGAUGGCUGAAAGCAGGGAGGGCGUCAGCGAGAGCAGCCCGCUCAGGUACCACAUCUCUCUGGUGGAGCUGCUGGCUGCAUGCGCCGAGGGGAAGAACGUGUACACGGAGAUCAAGUGCACCUCGCUGCUGCCCCUGGAGGAUGUGGUCCGGGUGGUGACCCACGAGGACUGCAUCACAGAGGUGAAAACCGCCUACGUGAACUUUGUGAACCACUGCUACGUGGACACGGAGGUGGAGAUGAAGGAGAUCUACACGUCCAACCACAUCUGGAGACUGUUCGAGGACUUCACAGUGGACAUGGCUCGGGUUUGUAAUAAGCGCGAGAAACGUCUUACUGAUCCCAUCCUGGAGAAAUACAUAAUCAACGUGGUGUUUGACACCAUCAACGCCUUCUUCAGCUCCCCGUUCUCUGAAAACAGCACCUCUCUGCAGACUCAUCACACCAUCGUCGUCCAGCUGCUGCAGUCGUCCGUCAGACUGCUGGACUGUCCCUGGCUGCAGCAGCAGCACCGAGCACAGGUGGAGACCUGCAUCAAGACGCUGGCUAUGACGGCUAAAAGCCGGUCCAUCUCUCUUCCUCUGGAGCUGGAGGCUCACAUCAGCUCCAUGUUGUCCACUUCGGCUAUGAGCUUGUUGUCCAGAUCCAGCGCCAGCUACAAGUCCACGUCACGCUCCUCCAGACCCAUCGCCUCCAGCAACCCCUGGGACUACAAGAACAUCAUAGAGAAGCUGCAGGACAUCAUCAACACUCUGGAGGAGCGCCUGAAGCCGCUGGUGAACGCUGAGCUGUCGGUGUUGGUGGACGUCCUCCACCAGCCGGAGCUGCUGUUCCUGGAGGGAACCGACGCAUGGCAGCGCUGCGAGGCCGGAGUAUUCAUCUCCAAGUUGAUCCAGCACACCAAGGCUCUGAUGUCCUCUGAGGAGAAGCUGUGCAUCAAGGUCCUGAGGACGCUGCAGGAGAUGCUGAUCAGGACGCUGGACUUUGAUGAAAAGGGAGUUGCUCUGCGGAAAGUGUUGCUGCAGAACUACUUGUUUCCAAACGGGAAGAACAACCCGAAGAACGACUUGGUUGAGCUGGUAACUGCAGGUGGUGAGCAGGAACGCGACUCGGCGAUGGUGGUGGCCAGCCAGUGUCGCCUGGACCGAGAAGGAGGGACGAAGCUGUUCACAGAUCUGGUGAUGAGCACCAAGAACGACAAGAUCUUCCAGGAGAGCAUCCAGCUGGCCAUCUGUCUGCUGGAGGGAGGAAACACAGAGAUACAGAACUCCUUCUACAAACUGAUGAUGGGCGACAACAAGUCGGAGAAGUUCUUCAAAGUCCUUGACGACCGGAUGAAAGAAGCCCAGACGGACAUCAAAGCGACGGUCUCUGUCAACGUUAGUGAGAUGACGUACAAGGCCAGCGAGAAGGAGCUGGAGACUGCACUUCCAGCUCCAGGUCACCCGCUGUUGUCCCAGGGUCAGUCCAUCGCUCCCAUCGCGGUGACCUCCGCCCUGCCGGCUCAGCCCGCGGCGGAGCAGCGGGAGGUGGAGAUGGAGAUGGGGCCAGCUGUCAUCAUCAUGAAGCCCAUCCUGCGGUUCCUGCAGCUGCUGUGUGAGAACCACAACCUGGACCUGCAGAACUUUCUGCGUUGUCAGAACAAUAAAACCAACUACAACCUGGUGUGCGAGACCCUGCAGUUCCUGGACAUCAUGUGCGGCAGCACCACGGGCGGUCUGGGCCUGCUGGGCCUCUACAUCAACGAAUCCAACGUCCACCUGAUUAUCCAGACCCUGGAGACGCUCACAGAGUACUGUCAGGGGCCCUGCCAGGAGAACCAGACGUGUAUCGUGACCCACGAGUCCAACGGCAUCGACAUCAUCACGGCUCUGAUCCUGAACGACAUCAGUCCUCUGUGUAACUAUCAGAUGGAGAUGGUGCUGCAGCUGAAGGACAACGCCUCCAAGCUGUUGUUGGCUCUGAUGGAGAGUCGUCAUGACAGUGAGAACGCAGAGAGGAUCCUGUUCAACCUGCGGCCACGAGAGCUGGUGGAGGUGAUAAAAAAGGCCUGCCAACAGGACAGCGAGUGUGAGGACGUGGAAGUUUCUCCUCGGGAAGUUGGACACAACAUCUACAUCCUGGCUCAGCAGCUGGCAAGACACAACAAAGUUCUGCAGAACCUCCUGAAACCCCCAAAGAAGUGUGCAGAGGAAGAGGAGGGCAUCUCCUCCAUGCUGAACCUGAACAACCGGCCUCUGUCCCAGAUGUUGAAGUCCAGCGCUCCGGCUCCGGUGGUGGAGCAGGACCCGCUGGAAUACUACGAACAGCUGACUGCACAGAUAGAGAUUGUGCGCGACGACCGCAGCAUGGAGCAGAUCGUGUUCCCCGUCCAUCCCAUCUGCGAGUUUCUGACCGAGGAGUCAAAGAUCCGAGUCUUCAACACCACAGAGCAGGACGAGCAGGGGUCCAAGGUGACGCACUUCUUCGAGCAAACGUCCUUCCUGCAUGGAGAGAUGAAGUGGCAGAAGAAGCUGCGGAGUAUGCCGGUGUUGUACUGGUUUUCCAGGAGGAUGAGUCUGUGGGGGACCAUCUCUUUUAACCUUGCCGUCUUCAUUAACCUCAUCAUCGCCUUCUUCUACCCCUACGACUCCGGCCAAGGAGCGAUCGACGACUCGCUGUUGCUGAUGCUGUUCUGGAUCCUGGCCGGUCUCUCCGUCUUGGGCUUGUUCUCCCAGCGUUACGGGCUGCAGCCGCUCACCAUCGCGCUGAUCCUCCGGUCCAUCUACCACCUGGGCAUCGGCAACACGCUCAUCCUGCUCGGAUCUCUCAAUCUGCUCAAUAAGGUUGUGUUCGUGGUGAGUUUCGUGGGGAACAACGGGACGUUCAUCAUGGGCUACAAGGCCAUGGUGACGGACGUGGAGUUCAUUUACCACCUGGUGUACGUUCUGACCUCCACUCUGGGACUCUUCGUUCACGAGCUCUUCUACAGCAUCUUGCUGUUUGACCUAAUCUACCGGGAGGAGACGCUGUUCAACGUCAUCAAGAGCGUGACUCGUAACGGACGCUCCAUCCUGCUGACGGCGCUGCUCGCUCUCAUCCUCGUCUACCUCUUCUCCAUCGUGGGUUUCCUCUGCUUGAAGGAGGACUUCAUCAUGGAGGUGGACCCGCUGCUGCAGAUUGCUUCAGCUCCUCAGAGUGAAGCUUCUCAGGAUUUCCUGAAGUCGUGCUCUGGAGACGGAGUUAGCUGCACCGCAGAAACGAGUCCCGAUGCCGACGCUGAGGAGGAGGAGGCGUCCAGCUCGGAGCGAGCAUGCGACACCCUUCUGAUGUGCAUUGUCACCGUGUUGAACCACGGACUGAGGAACGGAGGAGGAGUCGGUGACGUGCUGAGAAAACCGUCCAAGAACGAGCCGCUGUUUCCCGCCCGCGUCGUUUACGACCUGCUGUUCUACUUCAUCGUCAUCAUCAUCGUCCUCAAUUUGAUCUUCGGCGUCAUCAUUGACACGUUUGCCGACCUGAGGAGUGAGAAACAGAAGAAGGAGGAGGUGCUGAAGACCACAUGUUUCAUCUGCGGUCUGGAGAGAGACAAGUUUGACAACAAGACGGUAUCCUUUGAGGAGCACAUCAAAAUGGAGCACAACAUCUGGAACUACCUGUACUUCAUCGUGCUGCUGUGCGAGAAGAACAAGACGGACUACACGGGGCCGGAGAGCUACGUCGCCCACAUGAUCAAGAACAACAACCUGGACUGGUUUCCACGCAUGCAGGCGAUGUCACUGGUGGUAACCGACGGCGACGGCGAGCAGAACGAGAUGAGGAUUCUGCAGGACAAACUGGUGUCCACCAUGAACGUGGUGACGACUCUGACCGGCCAGCUGACGGAGCUGAAGGAGCAGAUGACGGAGCAGAGGAAGAGGAGGCAGAGGAUGGGCUUCGUGGACGUCCAGGCGGGGGGGAGUGCCGCGCUGCCACCCAGCGCCGCCGGAGGAAACCACCAGAUCUACAAGACAUAGAGACGCCCGCCAAGCGCAGUUCGGGUCGACGUCUGCGUUGAUGAAGCGCCCGGCCGGACUACCGGAGGGGGGCGCUGACCUACGGCCGCUUUAGUUCGUUCACAUGUGUGUUUAGCUCACAUCCAGCUCGUGUUCACGGUAACAGAAUCCCAGACUUCACAACAAACCAGCAGAACGUUCAAAAAAAGACAAAAGCGAGCAGUUAUUGAGUUGAAUUUUUUUUAUACAACCCUUAAAUGUUCCCGUAAACGCGUACCGGGCCUCAGAGGAAGCUGCUGCAGCCUUCAGCUGAGUUUAGGGAUUUGAAGAUAAUGUAAAUAGAAAACUAUUUUAGUCUGUGUACGUGGAGAAACUUGUAGUUUUUUAUAGUAACUUAAACUGUCGUUGUGGUUCUGUAGUGAUGUAUUUAAGGAGAGCGAAGAUCUGGUGUUUGUGAUGCUGAUGGAGCAGAAGGACAAUAAAACUUUGUUUGAGAA